This is a messenger RNA of Musca vetustissima, 891 nucleotides long. RefSeq names its product diphthine methyl ester synthase (gene Dph5). Gene Ontology annotation, molecular function: diphthine synthase activity. NCBI's taxonomy places the organism in Eukaryota, Metazoa, Arthropoda, Insecta, Diptera, Muscidae. Gene Ontology annotation, biological process: protein histidyl modification to diphthamide. The transcript is spliced from 2 exons. The coding region runs from base 23 to 868 and encodes 281 amino acids. The record is from RefSeq and is a predicted model, not a curated record.
CAACACUACAAAUACUACUGACAUGUUUUAUUUAAUUGGUUUGGGCUUGGGAGAUCCCAAGGACAUUACAGUAAAAGGCCUUGAAAUUGUAAAACAAUGUAGUCGUGUAUAUUUGGAAAUGUAUACAUCAAUAUUGGGCUGUCCCAAGGAGGAAUUGGAAGCAUUUUAUGGACGUCCAGUAUUGUUGGCAGAUCGUGACCUUGUCGAACAGGGUGCUGAUGAAAUAUUAGCUGGCGCUGCCGAGGAAGAUGUGGCCUUGUUGGUUGUGGGCGAUCCAUUUGGCGCCACUACGCACACCGACUUCAUAUUGAGAGCCAAAGAAAAGAAAAUCCCCUAUAAAGUGAUACACAAUGCGUCCAUUAUGAACGCCAUCGGUUGCUGUGGCCUUCAGCUGUACAAAUUUGGCGAAACUGUAUCCAUACCCUAUUGGGAUGAAACCUGGAAACCCGAUAGCUUUUAUGAUAAAAUCAAGCUGAAUCGUUUGCACAAUAUGCACACACUGUGUCUGCUGGACAUCAAGGUCAAGGAACCCACACUUGAAUCGUUGAUGCGGGGGAGAAAAGAAUAUAUGCCACCACGUUUUAUGACCGUGGCCGAAGCUGCUCAGCAGCUAUUGGCCAUAGUCGAUAAAAAGGAUGCUUUGGAACGUAAUACAAUACUGAAUGACCAAUCGUUGUGUGUGGGCUUGGCACGUGUCGGUCAUGACAAUCAACAAAUUGUAGUUCGAACGUUGCGAGAUAUGGCUUCCACUGAUAUGGGAGGUCCAUUGCAUUCUCUUGUCAUACCCGCCAAAGAAAUGCAUCCCUUGGAAGUGGAGUUUUUACAACAAUAUGCUGGUGCGCUUAAAUUAGAGGAUUACAAUCAUUAGAUAACUACAGCUCUACUCAGAAA